AUGAGAACACCAAUCAACAUUUUGAUAGUAAACAUGGCACUCUCCGAUCUGUUGUACCCGAUUUUCCUCUUUCCUAAAAUUUUUGUAGAGUUAAACACGGCCGGCCACUGGCUGGUUGGCGGUCCCCUUGGCCAUACGGCGUGUAAACUAAGUCUAUUCACUGGAGAUGUCUCAACUCUAGUUUCAGUUCAGAGCCUGUUGUUGAUCGCAGUGGAUCGAUUUGGGGCUGUAGUAUUUCCUCUCCGUUCCCCACUGAUUAGUUCAAAGCAGUGCCGGUACUUCAUUCUCGUCAUUUGGAUCAUCGCCAUGGCGGUCCAUUGUCCAUAUUUGAUCGCCCUGAAAGUUGUCGAGUAUCCAGAGGGGCUGUUUUGUGGGUGGCAGUGGAAUGACACAUUUGGAGAGUCCCUAUCGCAGCAAACCUACAUACUUGGAUUGAUCGUUGUUACCAACUACAUUCCUUUGGUUUUGAUUUCCAUACUUUAUUUUGCCAUUGCCUUAAGAAUUAAAUCGCAGAAGAUUCCUGGGGAACAAUCAGCUAACGCAAGAGAACGGCGUUUGAAGAAAGAAAGAAAUGUUCUUAAUAUGUCCGUUGCCAUUGUCUUGGUGUUCGCCGUAUGCUCGUUGCCACUCAGCAUCUACGCCCUCCUGUCCCUUUAUUCAUCAAACAUAGCUAUAUGGUCAUCUUGUAGCAUGCAAUACUUUGGAACUAUUGCCUUUCUUCUGGCGUGCUCGUACUGUGCUGUAAAUCCUUGCAUCUGUUUUAUCUUCAGUGGUAAUUAUCGUCAAGGUCUCAAGAAUCUCUUCGGUUGUUUUCCUACAGGCGAAGCUGCUUAGUUAUCGUUUCCUCCCCAGCCUUCUGCAUGCUGUUUGGAUUUAUCCGCGCAUUGAUGUGGCUGAACAUGCCCACCGGUUCUUUAUCCCUAUUUAUAGAGAAUUUGAGCAGAGACAUUUUGGAGACGCGGGCAGCAACAGGAGAAAGAAUAAAACUAAAUCUGGCGCGAUUUGACACUGAUUCAUCGACCGUAAGGAAUAAGAACUUUUAAUUUUCAAUUGGUCAGGCAAAGUGACAAUAGACGUUGUUGAGAUAAUGUGGGAUCUCCUUAAAACACACGCCAGUGGCAACGCGUAAUAAAUUAAAGAAAAACUUUAGAGCUGAAGUUAAUCAGAAAGGGAAUACUGUAAACGUUGUAGCGGCAACGUGUAAUAAAUUAAAGAAGAAGCUUUAAAGUUGGAGUUAAUCAGAAAGGGAAUUCUGUAAACGUUGUAGCGGCAACGCGUAAUUGAUUAAAGAAGAAGCUUCCGUGAGCACAAUUCUUGGUACCUUCCGCCCAGUUUGCUCAUGCAAGCCAGUUUCCUUCAAACGUUCAAUAGUUGUUUGAACUGUGGUUUCAGGAUUUCUGGUUUUAAUGUUAAUAUAACAAUCAUUUUAAAUAUUUUAGACUCAGCCUUUAAAAUGAAAGACUUUUUUCGAUCAAUAAGCUGCUAUAAUUAGAUGAGAAAAAAUAAAGUCUGAUUUAAAUCCAAGAUGAAAUAAAUAACAUCAAAAAAAGCUAUGCGGACUGGUUUUUCUCUCAUAAGCUAAAUCGUUAUUACGGUUAUUCCUCUCAAGUCCCGUAUUUAUUAGAUUGACGCCUCACCUUGAUUAUGGGCCCUCCCCUCUACUUCUGCUUCCCCCUCCCCACCCCCCUGCUUGCAAAAAAAAUUGUAGUGUAUAGGAGGAGGCUCUUCAGAAGGCGAUGGUAACAGUUAAAAUGUCGGCCAUUUUACGGCUAGCGGUUAACUUCCUUCCUUUGUGAUUACUAAGAAAAUUUUUACUGUUAAUUUUUUUUGCGACUAAAGGUUAAAAUUUGCCAAUUUUUCCGCCUAACGGCUAAACUGUUAGGCCGUUUUAUGCCUAACGGUUAACCCGAUCGAGAGCCUCUAAGAGGAGUGUAACUUAUUCAAUAUUUCCUUACAAUCUCGAAAUUCAUUGCCUAUGGUACAUCUUCACGUAUUGUUAUUAUUUAUCAUUUUGUGGCGAAAUAAACUAAAUACUUGCUGAAAAUGAAGUAAAUCACAAAAGCGCCCUCCUCGAAUAAGCGGUUACUCUGAAAGUCUAAAAAUGUAUUAAGCGCCCAGGGCGUUUACUCGAAAAAAUACGGCGAUCCUUGUUUUACGCACAUGCCCGACGUCGAUUUAACCACGAACUUAAAUGAGAAUUCAUUGUCGGCGGAAAGCUGCAAUCCCUUCCUGGUAGAUUAUGCUGAUGUUUUGAAAUUGACUUUCAUUACGGAGAGUUUUGCUAGAACGCAGCUUUUGAAAGGCUAACCCCAAACACUUAAAGUAAAGAGUGCUUCAUCAUGCUGCAUGAGUGAUAAUCACUCAGUGGUUUUAUUUUGUCUUAAAAGUGUCCCGUGGACUGGUAACGAAUUAGCAGGUGAUAACGUAGAAAACUGUCAAACUUUCUUCUAGAUUUCUUCUACUUUCCGGCUCCAUCAUAGUUGCCGACGUGUCUUCACAGUUUUCUACGUCACAGCUAUGUAAUAUGAUCGUUUUGGCCGCGCGCUUAAUGGCGGUACUUUUUGGCCACCAAAUCGUACUUUCAAUGCACAAAAAAUUGGUCAAGAAGAACUCGCUAGGCGCUAAGGUCGAUUAUUUCUAACUUUAAAAACAGCUAUUAACCGGAAAAUGCAAAAAAAAAUUUCGCGUCACAGGCACUUUAAGACAUGAUCCAUGACAACAAACCCAAACAAUUUAAAAAUUCAAACAUCCCUUUUACAAUUUCUUUUUUCACCUGCCGAAAUGAGUUAAAGAAUUCUAGGUAAUUAGGGUCAAAGUGCCCAUGACAGGAAAUCUUUUUGGCGUAAAUAUUUAGCUUAUUAUGUGUACAAACCAAUUCCCAUAAGAGAAAAAUUUCAAAAAACUUAGAACUCGGUUUUUUCAGGCCCUAAAGCGCUUUUAUUUUCUCUUUAGAGUGUCCCGUGGACUGGUAACGAAUAAGCGGGUGAUAACGUAGAAAACUGUGAAACUUUCUUCUAGAUUUCUCCUUCUUUCCGGCUCCACCAGAGUUGCCGACAGCAAUUUUAAAAACAGCUAUUAACUGGAAACAACAACAAACCCAAAUAAAGACCUAAAAUAAUUGGUUUCAGUGUGCAUCAUCAAAAUAAAAUAUUCAAAUUUUCACAUCACUUCCACAGCAAGCGGUAAUACAAAUAGAGGUGUUUGUGACUUCCAUAAGAUAAUACUCGACUUUAACGGUGACUGAAGAACGCGUCUUCGAAAUGUCCACGAACUUGAGCGCAACAAUGAAUGCAACUCUGCUGUGUCAAUUCAGAGCCUUGUGCUCAUAUCAGUGGAUCGAUUUGUAGCUGUGGUAUUUCCCCUCCGUUCCCCGCUCUUCAGUUCAAAAUUGUAUCGCUUCUUUAUUCUCGCCACGUGGAUCAUCGCCAUGGCUACAUUCAUCCCGUAUCUGGUCGCGUUCAAGCUGGUCGAAUACGAUCAUGAGUACAAGUGUGUGCGGCAAUGGAUGCGUGUUUUUGACGAUUCCUCGUCGGUGACAAAAUACUUUAUGGCACUUUUAUUGCAUUUUUUUUAUAUUCCCUUCGUUCUGAUGUUUAUUCUAUAUCUUGCCAUUUUUUUGAAACUGAAGUCCCAGAGAGGACCAGGCGAACACUCAAUGAACGCUCAAAUUCAGCGCCUGAGAAGGGAGAGAAAUGCGCUGAAGCUUUCCAUUGCUAUUGUGUUAGGUUUCGCUGUAUGCUGGAUUCCAUUCAGUAUUUUUGCAUUAGUACGUAUGUUUGCAGAUGAAAACAAUGCUAUACAAUGUCCCGUGGAUUCAAACAGUUAUUAGAGCAUGUUGCUCCGCUACUGAGUCGAACAGAUAGCGCUAUGAACCCCUGCAUCUGUUUUAUUUUCAGUGGAAAUUAUCGCCAAGGUCUUAACAAUCUCCUCGGCUGCUGA
Molecule: messenger RNA, 3939 nt
Organism: Pocillopora meandrina
Lineage: Eukaryota; Metazoa; Cnidaria; Anthozoa; Scleractinia; Pocilloporidae
Source: the annotation of a GenBank genome assembly